Messenger RNA from Schistosoma bovis, 2551 nucleotides. The record is from the annotation of a GenBank genome assembly. NCBI's taxonomy places the organism in Eukaryota, Metazoa, Platyhelminthes, Trematoda, Strigeidida, Schistosomatidae.
ACAUGUUAUUACUGUUAUUGUUGUUAUCGUUGUUACAAUUCAGGAAAUUUAUUUUACUACCACGAUUAUUGUAAAUUAGAUAUAAAAAUUUACUUUACAUGUACGUAGUUUUUUGUUUUGUCUUGUGAAUGCAUGUAGUUUAAACUUGUGUUUUAAGUGGAUUUUCUAAAACAAUUAAAUGAUAAAAAGAAAUUCAAUGGUUUAUUGAAACUAUUUCUGAUCAAACUAUUUAUUCAUGUACAGACACUUUUUUUUACAAAAAAAAAUUUACUCAGUUGAAGGAAUUAUGCAUACCAUCAGACCAGAUAUAACAUAUCACAAGUUUUCUCUGUACAAUAACAUUUGAAUAAUUUCAGAAAAACAAAAGUAUAUUUUAAUGUUUAUUAUAAAUAUCAUCUAUUUAGUCGUUUUUCAAAUAAAUUUUAAUCAAUUUUUAAUAUGGAACAACCAAAAUUCUUAACUGGAUGGACACCAGUUGUUAGAACAUUUGUCAAUAGUAAUAGAGCUGUUAAAGCAUUAUGGGCUCUUUUUGCAACAUGUAUGGUGAUAGCAUUAGUUAGCUCUGUUAGUGUAGUCAUACAUAAAUAUUUAACUUAUGUAACAGUUGUUCGAUUAGAUCAAAGAGGUCCAAAAGAUGGUGUUCCUCCUCCAGCAGUAACUAUAUGCUUAAAUGAACAUCAAACCAAAUAUCUUCAUUCAGAGUAUUAUAAAACAGAUUCUAAAUUGAAUAUUGUACAAGGAGCAACUAAAUCUUGUCAACUUAAAUCUGGAAUCAUAUGGGAUUCUAGGGUUGAUGCUAUUUCAAAAUUCUAUAACUAUACAAAACAUUUCCAAGUAACAUUUCGUACUGAACCACCUGGAUGCUAUUCACUUAAUGUUAUGGAACAAGUUCCAUGGCCUCCUGAUUCAAUUUGUACUACAUUUCAAUUGGUACAAGUUGGACUACUAAAUACAACAUUCUGGAAAAUAUUUCACACGGAUGUCAGGUUAACUGAAGUGAAUCAAACAUUACUCGGUCGACCAUUAAUCAUUACACAUGAAACAAACAGUUUCCCGUUUGAUAAUUACGGUCGUUAUUUAUAUGAAUACAUGAAUCCUGGGUCAUUAUUAAAUGUAUUCUAUAGCAAGAGCAUAACUAAACGAUUAAAUACUCGUCGAAAUCCAUGUACUUCAAGGCCAAUUAAUUUAUUAGGUAACAGUUUCGAUUAUGAUCAAAUCACAUGUCAGUGGCAUACGGUUUGUGCACGAUACAACAAAGAAUGUAAUUGUACAUGCCCUUUGGAAUUACUUCGUCUUCGAUUGGAUCGUGAGAUCAAAAGUAGAGCUUCGAAUAAGUCAUUCUUUUUUAACACUGAUCAUAACCGUCAACAAUAUCGAUCUAAAAAUUAUUGUCCACCUAAUUGUCAACUUGACUAUCGUAUAGCCUUUGUGAAUAACUCUAUAUGUCCAUUGGCAUGUCGUACAGUAACUUAUAAAAAGUUAAAUGAAGUUCUAGACAAUAUUACAGAUCGUUCAGUUGUACAAUUAGAAUUAAUUCAAGCAGAAGGUUUAACUGAACUGACUGAGGAAGCGUUGUAUUCAUUGCCUAAAUUAUUUAGUGAAAUAGGUGGAUUAAGUUCAUUCUGUUUUGGAUUUAGCUGUAUUCUGUUUUUCGAAUUAUUGGAAUUAGCUUUUUGGUUAAGAUGUACUUAUCGUUCACAAUUUCUUGAACGUGUAACAAAGAUGUUAGGACAACACAUGGAAAUUAUUGAAGAACCUAAUGACAAGACUUUCAAAAAUCUUCAAAAUACAACUAAUAAACUAUCAUUUACAGAAAAUGUUUGGCAAGUACAAGAUAAACGAUGUAAUAAACUACAUAACAAAAACACUAGCUCACAGGUGCAAAAACAAAGAAAAGAUGUGUCAUUACGUCCAGUUACUUCAGUAUCAAAAUGGACUUCACAUGACAAACUAAAAGGAAAAUCAUAUAAAUGUUCAUUAAUAUGUAUACCAACCCGGUUGAAAUCUCGCAAAUCAAAUCGUAUUGAAUUAAACCCAUUAAAAAUGUAUAAAGUUGAUGGUACACGCUUAAGUGAAUAUCCUAAAGAUCAAGAUAGCCCAUUAAUCGGUUUAAAAUCGCAAAAAACUUUUCUUUCAGAAGAACCUACAUUGGAAAUACAUCGAAGUUCUUCUAAAUAUGUUCAAUAUCCAAUGAAUUUAUCUGCCUUCAAUGAUAAAGUUCAGAUUUUAACAGUUCCGGUUAUUUUAAAUAAUCAUUUAUUUCAAGUUGCUAUAGACUACGAGAUAGCUUUAUAAAAAUGGUUAUAUGAAUAUAGUUAUUUAUAUAUUUUCAUUUUAUGACAUUAUUAUUUUAUUUUUGAAACAAAUACCCAAACUAUCAUCAAUUUAUAAUGUAUUGAAGAUCAUAAAUUAAACAUUUCUUUGAAUAAAUCUUCAUUAUGAAAUGAAUAUUUUCCAAAUUCAAAUAAACUUCAUAAAUAAUUAGCUUAUUAAAAUAAAGAAUUUGUUAGAUGAUGUAUAAAAUUUUCAUAUAUUGAACUUAUUGAGUGUA